AUGAAUAAGAACGGAGGCCAUAUUUUUUCCUUGAUAAAAAGCAUAGUCCCUGGGAUACAUAAGGUCAAAGCCGGCGACACAAUCGGCUUCGGUCUCGAUUUCGGCGCUACAAUCCAACACCCAGCUCCCAUGCAAGUCUACCUCUCAAAAGCACCAGGCGAUGUGAAAGACUACGAUGGCUCCGGCGACUGGUUCAAGGUCUACGAGCUGGGUCCUACCGAGCGAGUCACCACCCGCCAAUUCCUGCCCAUGCGCUAA
Penicillium longicatenatum is the source of this 258-nucleotide messenger RNA. Its product is annotated as glycosyl hydrolase family 61-domain-containing protein. The record is from RefSeq and is a predicted model, not a curated record. The coding region runs from base 1 to 258 and encodes 85 amino acids. NCBI's taxonomy places the organism in Eukaryota, Fungi, Ascomycota, Eurotiomycetes, Eurotiales, Aspergillaceae. The transcript is spliced from 2 exons.